Molecule: messenger RNA, 802 nt
Organism: Bursaphelenchus xylophilus (pine wood nematode)
Lineage: Eukaryota; Metazoa; Nematoda; Chromadorea; Rhabditida; Aphelenchoididae
Source: the annotation of a GenBank genome assembly
AUGGAGGAGUCCAUUUCUUUGGCCGACUCAGUGAACGUUGACAAGCUUCUGAAUCAGUUGGAGUGUCCAGUUUGUUAUCAAUAUUGUACUCCGCCCGUUUUUCAAUGCAAAAAUGGGCAUCUGCUGUGUAAUUGUUGCUUAGAGAAUGUGCGAAAUUGUCCAUUAUGCAGACAACCUCAUGGUGAGUAGAGUUCUAAUUGGUUUUUGGGAUUUUUUUGAUGUUAUCCUUGGGAUUAAAAGAAAAUUCUUUUUUUUUAGGUGUGAAUCGAGCCUUAGCCUUGGAAAAGAUGAUCGAUAUGUUCCAGUUUCCUUGCGAGUACAGAUCCAGAGGUUGUGGAGCCGUAAUGAAGUUGAAUGAAAAAAUUAUUCACGAUGAAACUUGUCCGUAUAUUAAUGUAGAAGAUCUUGGAGAAACUUCGAAGAAACUGAUAGAAGAAGAUGAAAAUGGUAAGAUUUUUUCUCUAAAUAUAUUCUCUGAUGUUUAGACAAUGUUCCGCUGAAGUUGCUCUUCCGUCGACAGCCUGGUAAGGUGCCAGUGGUCUUUUUGCCUUAUUUCGCCGAGAAGAAUAUGGCUCAAAUCAAACCAAACAAGUUUCUAAUCGAUGAACGACAUCCAGUCUCAUACUUGUAUGCCAUUGUGAGAUCACGGCUGAAGUUGAAAAAGAACGAAGCCAUCUUCUUGAUGGUUGGAGGCACGAAUUUGGUCUUACAAUCAAUUCCAAUCAGCUCCUUGUAUACUACAAUGAAGGCGGCGAAUGGUGUUUUAUACGUGACCUACUGCUCUCAGCCGACUUUUGGAUGA